Seminavis robusta is the source of this 1098-nucleotide messenger RNA. The record is from the annotation of a GenBank genome assembly. Lineage: Eukaryota; Bacillariophyta; Bacillariophyceae; Naviculales; Naviculaceae.
AUGAUGCACAAUCACGAGAAAAUGGACGAAGAGAAGACCUUUGAAGUGAUUCAAGAAGACCGUCCUCGACAACAAACAUCGUUUGCACCAGUGUCUCCUAGUUUGGUGAAGCGAGGGCUGACCGAAGUAUCUGCCAUGUUUGACCGCAAUGGAAAGGGAUACCUGGAUGAAACAGAGCGUGCGUUGCGCCGAAUGGACUCACAAGACAAAGGCUACUUGGGGAUCGACAAGGUCUGCGUCAUCUUUGAAUCAUUGCAGUCUGAACAAGAGCGCUCCUCACAGUUGCUUGAAGCCCUUCGAACGGAGAGCAAAAAGUCGUUGAACCUCAAGAUGGGAGUCAUCGCUUUGACCGUCUUCUCCGUCUUGCUCGCCUUGGCCAACAUUGGAACCUCCUUUGCCGUCGCCACUCUUGUCAAGGACAUGAAGGUCGACACCUCGGGUGACCUCCUCACCAAGGACUCCAACGUGCGCGUUGGUACAACCGCCAAAGUGGUUUCAUUCGAAAUCGACGCAAUCGAUGAUACACGAAGACGUCGACUGCAAACGGCCGCUGGUUUGGUUUGCAACACCAUGGUCGACACAGAUCCUGUGACAGGUCUCACGGACAAGUCCUGUCAGCUUCAAGGGACUAUCAAGAACACCGUUGCCGAUUCUCUUCACGGUGAACUCAAGGUUGUCGACCAUGUCCAACUAACUUGUAAUUCAAAGAGGAGCCAACUGUUUGGAACUUACAAGCUCCCAGCUGGUAACCCCGGUGAUUUCGAUAUGGGUGGAGUCCCAUAUGUUAUCUACCCUACAAGCGUCACUCCAGAUGACAAGUACCAAGCAAUCCAGAGCGUCCUUGUACCCCAUCAGCCUGCUGUGCCUGCCACUCCUGCCCAGAACGGCUUCCCAGCCAUCCCUGCACAGGCUGCUGUCCCCGAACACAACUGCGACGCCUACUUCUCACUGGCCUUCUAUUGCAUGAAGGACCUUGUCAAUGGCGUGGAACCGGAUUGUUUGGUCAUGUCAGCCUUUCAGCCUACUGAAGCUUGCAAGACUUCACCUGUUGUCUGCGGGCCUCCUCCAGCAACCAACAAUGGAGUCAUCUCAACCUAA